Molecule: messenger RNA, 531 nt
Organism: Plectropomus leopardus (leopard coralgrouper)
Lineage: Eukaryota; Metazoa; Chordata; Actinopteri; Perciformes; Serranidae
Source: RefSeq, a predicted model, not a curated record
UCCUGUUUGUGUCCCUGCAGCCUACAAAGUGACGGUGAAGUCUUUGGCAGCAGAAGGAGACUUUAUGACCUACACAGCCUCCGUAGUUGAAGUCCUGAAGAACACAGACAAAGAGUUCGAGGCGGUGAGUUCAGGUACGGAGGUGGAGCUGGUGAAGAAGGUCACCUGCAGCGCCGUCGACCUCCAGAACAACAAACAAUACCUGGUGAUGGGAGCCAAGGGGUCAGAGGUCACGCUCAGCCACGCCUUCAAGUAUCGUCUUCCUCUGGACUCGGAGGCGCUGGUGGAGCUGUGGCCGACAGAUUGUAGUUCUCCCGAGUGUUUGGACUACAUUUCACAUCUGGAUGACUUUGCUCUGGACCUGCAGUUGGCCGGCUGCCCCGACGCAUCGAGACGAAGAUGAAGAAAUAUCUGUAAAAUUUGUUAGCUCAAAGUUUUCAUGUAAAUGGACUGUAUUUCUCCCUUUCCUAAUAGUGUCCUACUGUGGAAAUUUACCAAUUAAAGUGAAAUAAAUUCCCUAAUUGUAACUGA